Messenger RNA from Miscanthus lutarioriparius, 420 nucleotides. The record is from the annotation of a GenBank genome assembly. NCBI's taxonomy places the organism in Eukaryota, Viridiplantae, Streptophyta, Magnoliopsida, Poales, Poaceae.
AUGGACUCGUUCCAACACAAGAGUAAGGACGACGAGAAGCAUAGUCGUCUUCAAGGCAUGGAGGCGGACACCACCGGCGAGAAGGAGCACGAGCACGGCAAGGAGAUGAGCGAGCAGCACGGCAGCCAAGUCCACACCCACGACCAGGGCAACAAGCACGGCCACAGCCACGGCCACGGCCACGGCCACAGGGAGGAGCACGUCGGCGGCGGGAGGGAGCGUGCAGACCCGGCGGAAUACCUCGACAUGGGUGGCAUGACUCCAGGGGCCUUUCUCGAAAUCAGGUACAGGGCCGCGACCGGGAGACCGUACGACAGAGUGGAACGGUUAAUCAGCUCGGAGCAGAUGGCCAAGCAGCAGAGCGAGGAGGAAGCCGAAGCCGGCAGGGAGGAGAACAAGGGCGUCAUCUACGAGUUCUGA